This is a messenger RNA of Toxoplasma gondii ME49, 2695 nucleotides long. RefSeq lists its product as hypothetical. The transcript is spliced from 8 exons. Lineage: Eukaryota; Apicomplexa; Conoidasida; Eucoccidiorida; Sarcocystidae. The record is from RefSeq and is a predicted model, not a curated record. Bases 538 to 2196 code for a protein of 552 amino acids.
GGCCCAUUUUGUCCUCUCGGUACAAAACAGUUCAGGCAUAAGGCGGCACUGCAAAAGCACCUGAAGACAAAAUCCUGCUUUGUCAAUAAAACAGAUGUGACAGACGACAGUUCGGCACAUCAUCUGACGGGUUCCACCGGUGAAACGAAUUCGACACCUGAUCGACGUGGCACAGCGCAGGACGGACAGAGAAAAUACUCUAAUUCUCAGAGAGCCGUAUGCCGCGACGUUGAAGUUGCAAUUGACGUUCACGGGUAUACCAGCAAACCGCCACUGCGAACGGAAACAAGUCUCCUGCCGCAUCGGCAAGAGCCUUUAGCUGCUGCCAGCGCUAGGCACCCUUCCUACCUGGCUUUAGCAAGAACAUGCAGGCCUUCGAGCAUUUCUUGUAUUGAACCUGAGUAUCUUGUCCGAAGCAACGAAGCGACCGUCGCGGAUGACGGAUCACGAAAUCAGAGGUCUAACCACACAGGAAGCGAACAGAGUGGUUCAUGGCGGGCAACUAACCCAGCAAACGGGUGGGAAAACGCGACAGCAAUGCCAGUCCAUAGGUUGGAGGAGCCAGCAAAAACAAGGCAUAGCAGCGUUGAGGAAGAGCUUCGACACUCCCUAAGUCAGUUACCAAUUGAGAUGCUCCUUCCCUUGAUUGCCGAGUUUAAGCCGGAAACUGCACCGGGUGUCCAGGCCCUCUCGUUAAAAGGAUUGGAUGAACGUCUCGUUAUCAGUCUAUUAUGUGAACAAAAUGCUUCUUUUCCCGUACAGCCUGUUCAUUCAUCGGGAGCACGUGCAUGCCAACAACACGCCAGGACUCCACUGGAUCUCCGUACAUUCCUUAAUGCGGAUCCACGCGGGAGUCAGUCCUGCGGGAUAGACGAGAACUCCAUAGUGUGUUGUUCAGCGACAGAUGCGCCUUGCCACCUGCCUGAAACACAAAUCGGAGAGAAGCAUCAUGAAUCAGUGGUGCCGAAGGAGUCAGACUUUCCACCAAAACCAGGUCAACUCUCGUACAGAGAGACGCCGUCCACUGUAAAGUCCCUACUUUUGACCACCGAAGCGCCAGCGGGUGGGAUGCGUUGCUCAAUGAGGGAUCCAACUGCCCCACCGCCGACUCCGGGUAAUGAAAAGCAAGAACUAUCAGACAAUCUUGGUGAUCCGUCUUCUGCCGAAUCUUCUUGUUGGACUUCAAGUCACCAGAAUCGCUUGAGCCCUCCACUCACUGGUCUAGCCUCAAAAUCAUUGGGAAAUGGCACAGUUCAAAAGGCGCACGAGGAUCGAAUGUGCUAUGAGGUCCGAAAGAGGAGAACAAUUCCGGCAACUCCGUGUCGAAUCAGUCGUGCCUGUCAGAUUUCACUCGGUGCUGAACAGCUAAAGAAGGUCAUGCUAUCGGUGAAGUGCUACGGAACAGAUCGUAAGAAAAUGCAGCCGAAAAUCUCCGGUCAAGCGUCCAUUAAAAGCAAAAACGGACGACCCAAGGGGAAAAUCCUUGCCACAAAAGCCAGAGCCUGUGACUCCGUUCUGAAGAACAAAACUACUGAGGCUGUGGUCCGGAAAUACGGAGUUCCCAAUGCAGCUGCCACGUUAUGCGUUCCUCCAACACGACGACUUGGUGAUAACGUGCCCAUUGAAACGGAGCAAUUGGAUGCGCGCUGCUGCGCCAUUAAUAGAUCCAGACGCAACACAAUUCGCGACGGGCGGAAGGGCUGCUCGGUCAAACAAUCCAGGGGUUGGAUCAGAAAAGUGCAGUCUAAGGCAGGAGUCAAUAGGCAGCCAACGCGUGCCGCUACGAGGACUGAAGUGGUGGCACCAUCUUGCACCUCUGUACACUGCCACGAGAAAAGGAAAAACCACUCGACGAAAACAGUGUUGGUGAAGAAGGCCAGGACAACGGAACUGGGGGACUCUGCACCGAAGCAAACCUUGAAAAAGUCCACUCGCAAAGCGGAUUGUUCUUCUGGAGCGUUAAAGACGACGCAAGGAAAACGAAGGGUGCGUCCGCCGAAAUCGCGGAGGCGUCCCAGUAGAUUUCAGAGCAAAACCGAGCCUCACAUUACCACGAAUAUGAAAGCCACAGCAUUUCACGAGAGUCUUUUUGGAGAGAAAACACUCCUUCGAAGCCGAUUAGCAAAUAUGUUAAAUGAACUCAAACUAGAUGCGGAUAUGUCACUGUCGAAUGGGAAAGCCAGGAAAUACGGCUAGCCCGGCUGCAGAUCGGGACAGUAGGAGGAUUUUCAACAGUCGUCCCACAAUAUAUGCACCGUAAACGAUUGCCUGCGUCACCACCACGCUGAUGAGCUUUAACUAACUUUCAUUUCAUCUCAAUGUUGUGAUAGCAAGGUUCAUUCUGCGUUCGUAGCGGGGUCAACUGGCUUGCGUGCAGUUAUUGAAUGAACUGAGUAGUUCACAUUGUUGUGUCAAGAGCUUCGCGACGAGCUGAACCGUGUCGACGGGGAUGUCGAGAGUGACAGGAGGCUACGGCCAUAUAUAUGCCAAAUGCUUUCUUUCGUUAUUGAGAGCAAGUCGUAAACUUGCCGAUUCAGGCGGACUGGGGCAGACAACUGCCAAAUACACAUUAGCGCACGAUGGAAGCUUGAUUUUUCUACGCCAAAAGGGUAGAUGUGGUCGGCGUCCAUUGAUACAGCCAGAUCGGAAGGAAAAAAAGAAAGAAGAACUGCAGACAGAGUGUAUUUUUCCGCAG